AUGGCUCAGGUGGAAGAAACCCUGGAGCGAAUUCAGAGUCAGAAAGGAGUGCAAGGAAUCAUUAUUGUUAACUCAGAAGGUAUUCCCAUUAAAAGCACCAUGGACAACUCCACUACUGUGCAAUAUGCAGGCUUAAUGCACAGCUUAAUCAUGAAGGCCAGGGGCACAGUGCGAGAUAUUGAUCCCCAGAAUGACAUGACCUUCUUGCAGAUUUGUUCCAAGAAAAAUGAAAUCAUGGUUGCACCAGAUAAGGACUAUUUCCUGAUUGCUGUUCAGAACCCAACUGAGUGA
Messenger RNA from Eublepharis macularius, 291 nucleotides. Its product is annotated as dynein light chain roadblock-type 1-like. Lineage: Eukaryota; Metazoa; Chordata; Lepidosauria; Squamata; Eublepharidae. Bases 1 to 291 code for a protein of 96 amino acids. Gene Ontology annotation, molecular function: dynein intermediate chain binding. Gene Ontology annotation, biological process: microtubule-based movement. Gene Ontology annotation, cellular component: cytoplasm; cytoplasmic dynein complex; centrosome. The transcript has a single exon. The record is from RefSeq and is a predicted model, not a curated record.